Messenger RNA from Racocetra fulgida, 275 nucleotides. The record is from the annotation of a GenBank genome assembly. NCBI's taxonomy places the organism in Eukaryota, Fungi, Glomeromycota, Glomeromycetes, Diversisporales, Gigasporaceae.
CUAUGGAAGCAAAUGAAAAUUUACGAAAAAGAAAUAUAGAUUUGGUGGAAGAAAUAGAAGAUAGUUCAGAAUUAGAAGAAGGAUAUACAACAAAUAGUUCAAAUGUACAAGGUUUGACUAGUUCAAAUGUACAAGGUUCGACUAGUUUAAAUGUACAAGGUUCGACUAGUUCAAAUGUACAAGUACAAACACCAAUAACAUCUCAUUUUUCAUCUGAUCGUCCAUUAUCAAAAGCUACAGUUAAUCGAUUUGAUCAAAAAAUAACUAAAGCUUAG